Molecule: messenger RNA, 1211 nt
Organism: Manihot esculenta (cassava)
Lineage: Eukaryota; Viridiplantae; Streptophyta; Magnoliopsida; Malpighiales; Euphorbiaceae
Product: uracil-DNA glycosylase, mitochondrial
Exons: 6
Coding region: 2-988 (328 amino acids)
Biological process (GO): base-excision repair; base-excision repair, AP site formation via deaminated base removal
Cellular component (GO): nucleus; mitochondrion
Molecular function (GO): uracil DNA N-glycosylase activity
Source: RefSeq, a predicted model, not a curated record
UAUGAAUUGGCAAAUUGCCUCCAAAUCCAGCCGAGUACAAAGCAUGGCUUCUCGCAAGACCCUGAGGGAUUUCUUACAACCCGCCAAACGUCUAAAGCCGUCCUCUCCUUCCGAUCCUUCAAAACCCCUAAAUCUGCAUAUUUCCACUACUGCCUGCAAAUCGAUUACUGAUUCUUCCUCCUCUAACCUCACUACCCACCAGAGAUCUCGCAUUGAGUUCAACAAACUCCGUGCCAAGUCCAAGCGAAAUCUCAAUCUCUGUUCCCAAUUAGUUUCCAAGUCCAAAGCUGAAGGUGUGGGCUAUGUGAAAUUGGAGGAGCUGUUGGUGGAGGAGACCUGGUCGAAAGCUCUUCCCGGGGAAUUGCAGAAGCCUUAUGCUAGGAAUCUCUGCAAAUUUCUUGAGAACGAGAUUUGUAGUGGCAGUGUGCCCAUAUAUCCUCCUCAACACAUGAUCUUCAAUGCUCUUAAUUCCACCCCUUUUGAUAGAGUGAAGGCUGUUAUCAUUGGACAGGAUCCUUAUCAUGGCCCUGGUCAAGCAAUGGGUCUUUCCUUCUCUGUUCCUGAAGGAGUGAAGAUUCCUUCAAGUCUUGUUAACAUAUUUAAGGAACUGGAGAAAGAUCUUGGCUGUUCCAUUCCAUCUCAUGGUAAUCUAGAACCUUGGGCCAUUCAGGGUGUACUGAUGCUGAAUGCUGUUCUUACAGUUAGGAGUCAUCAAGCAAACUCCCAUGCUAAAAAAGGAUGGGAACAAUUCACAGAUUCUGUUAUCAAAACAAUUUCACAAAAGAAGGAAGGAGUUGUUUUUCUCCUUUGGGGAAACUUUGCACAAGAGAAAUCGAGGUUAAUUGACGGGACAAAGCAUUACAUUCUGAAGGCAGCGCAUCCUUCUGGUUUAUCUGCAAACAGAGGCUUUUUUGGUUGCAGGCAUUUUUCUCAGACGAACAAGCUUUUGGAGAAAAUGGGAAUUCCUCCAAUAGAUUGGCAACUUUGAUGUUUUGGCAAUUAGCUACUCACUGGUCUUCUAUCAUUUUGGUUCAUGCACAGAUUUUCUGGCCUCUGAUGUAGAUUUCUACAUGGUUUUGCUAAAUUUGUAUCAUCCUUAUUGAUUGUUGCAGACUGGAACCUUGACCUGUAUUUUUCUGUACUUGUCUUUUGCUAAGAUCCCUCGUUUCUGCUAAUGAAGAAAAGGCACCCUUUUCAGUAUUUGAUCCAAA